AAUACUCGGGACAGGCCUUGCUGGGUGUCCCUACGUGGUGCAUUUCUACUACCUCAUAGCCUUUUUGUCCGAUUACAUUUCUACAUGGCUAUUCCUGCUUCUUAUAACCUAAGCAUAAAAAUGGACUGUGUUCCCUGCGUCUUUGGGUCUUCAUUCUGAAGGCUCCUGUGUCACAUCAAUUUGUUUUGCUUUUCUCUAGUUAUCCUGUCUUUGUUAUAGUGGUAUCAGCCAUCACCCUUGUAAUGAGGAGAAAAAGGAUCACCCCCUUUCUACUACUAUAAGACAAAAAUGAUUUUUUGUUUUCCCUAUCGAAUAAAUUCCUUGGAAUUACUCCUUCCUUUAAAAUUUCCUGCAAGGUUUUUUUCCUGCUUAUUUCCAAUAAAAACCCUUUCAUGUUUCACCUCUCACUAUUAAGAGCUUGAACUACCUUUAAACAGAAUCUUUGGCUUACUCUAGCUUUAUAAAGAGGCUGACCCCCUUUCUCUCGCUCUUCUCCAUUGUGGUGAGUGUGAGUAGUCUCGUUUGUCGCCAUGUCCUCUCAUAAGACUUUCAGAAUCAAGCGGUUUUUGGCCAAGAAACAAAAACAAAAUCGUCCCAUUCCCCAGUGGAUUCUAAUGAAAACCGGUAAUAAAAUCAGGUACAACUCGGAGAGGAGACACUGGAGAAGAACCAAGCUGCGUCUAUAAGAAAUUGCACAUGAGACGGCAUGUACUUAUGCUGUAUUACGGUCACUGUCAUCAUCUUACCAUAUCAAGCUGAAAAUGUCAUCAGUUGAACAUUUGCCACACUUCAUUGGGAAAAUGAGUUUUCUCUUCAUUUAUGUGCUAUUCCUAAUAAGCUGGUGCAGCAAUAAAUAUGUGAGACCUUGUGUUGGAAGUACUGAGUUGCCCCUCCCCCAGAAGACCUAACACAACACUGUCCUGUACAACUUUCUGCAAUGAUAGAAAUGCCCUGGCUACCAAGUUCUUGACAUGCUUAAUAUAGUUUCACUUUUUCAGUUUAUUAUAAUUAAAUUUAAAGUGUUUUUUUUGUUUUGUUUUGUUUUUUGAGACAGAGUCUCUGUUGCCCAUUGACCCAGGCUAGAGUGAUGUGGUGUCAGCCUAGCUCACAACAACCUCAAAUUCCUGGGCUCACCCCAGUAGCUGGGACUAUAGUCUCCUGCCAUGACAUCUGGCCAGUUUUUUUUCUAUUUUUAGUAGAGAUGAGGUCACUUGCUCAGGCUGGUCUUAAAAGCUCAGGCAAUCCUCCCACCUCUGGCCUCCCAGAGUGCUAGGAUUACAGGUGUGAGCCACAUUCUUCCUUAAACAUCUGCAUAAAGCUAUUCUAUACCAGUUCUUUUUAUUUAUGUUUUUGAGACAGUCUCAAGCUGUUGCCUUAGGUAGAGUGCUUCUGGCAUCAUGGCUCACAGCCACCUCAAACUCUUGAGCUUCAGCGAUUCUCUUGCCUCAGCCUCCCAAGUAGCUGGGACUACAGGCACCUGCCACAAGGCCCGGCUAUUUUUUGGUUGUAGUUGUCAUUGGCAGCCCUGGGCUGGAUUCGAACCCACCAGCUCUGGUGUAUAUGGCUGGUGCCGUAGCCACUGAGCUGUAGGCGCCAAGCAUACACCAAUUUUUUUUUAAUAAAUCACAGCUGUGUACAUUGAUACAAUUAUGGGAUACAAUGUACUGCUUUUGUAUAUAAUUUGACAUAUUUUCAUCACAUUGGUAACAUAGCCUUCAUGGCAUUUUCUUAGUUAUUGUGUUAAGACAUUUAUAUUCUACACCUAGUAAACUUCACAUGUACCCUUGUGGGAUGCACCCUAG
Molecule: messenger RNA, 1802 nt
Organism: Nycticebus coucang (slow loris)
Lineage: Eukaryota; Metazoa; Chordata; Mammalia; Primates; Lorisidae
Product: 60S ribosomal protein L39-like
Exons: 1
Coding region: 531-686 (51 amino acids)
Biological process (GO): translation
Cellular component (GO): cytosolic large ribosomal subunit; ribosome
Molecular function (GO): structural constituent of ribosome
Source: RefSeq, a predicted model, not a curated record